AAAAUCAAACAGCCAGCAACACGACGGCCCGGCGUACAGAAGUGAGCGAAACACGAACAAAAUACGUAUAGAGUAAUAUGACAACGAAGCACAAAGACAGCGGCAGCAUAAAGUGAACUUAACAUCAGGAAAAACGAACUUAUAUAAGCGACUAUAUAGCUAUACACUUAUACAUUAUAUAUACAUAUAUAGGAAAUACUCGUAAAGUGUCAUUCGGGUGUACAGAAAAUUCGCUAAGCAUUCGCAUUCGCAACUCGAUCGUGCGUUUUUAUUGAGUUCAUUUGCCACAAAAACUUUUAAUUAAACAAUAUUUUCAAAUUUAACACACUGCCAACAGCGAAGAGAGAACUAAAGAGAACGAUAAAAGAGAGUGAGAUCGAAGAGCAGAGAACGCACUAGAAUACUCUCGUCUAUAUAAAUUCUCAUUGGAGUUACCAAACAAGAGAGAACAACAAAUUCAAUUCAAGGAUAUGAACGAAACGAGACGAACAAUCGGUGGCAUUGCACUUCCGGCACUGCUAUUGACGCUGCUGCUGCUGCUUGUGUCCCAAACCGAGUGUCGAGCUGCGGGGGAGUCGGAAAAUGAGUCUGAUAUUGCAUCGCUUCCUCCGGAUGUGGAUAACGUGGAGUUGCAUCGAGUGAAGCUCGUCAAUGGCGUGAUGACUGAGGAUCAUCCCAUUGUUAUGUACAAAGAGGACUUUGUCAACGAGGAUUAUGAUCCCACCCAGAGUGAAACCAAGGCAAAACCUACAAGGAAAUACAAGCAACUGAAGCGCAUGCGUCAUCAUUACAGCACCGCAGAGAAGAUACGCUUCGAUGUGCUGCCCGAGACACCAAUCUUUGUUGACGAUGCCGAUGACUCCGGUGCCGAUAACUUUGAGGCCGCCUCGCUGUUGGAGCCCUCCAAGCAGGAGACUCUCCAGAAGUAUCCCAAGAAGUACCACAGUCGUCAGCGUCGACAAGUGUACUACUACAACAGAAACCACUACUAUGUCCAGCCCUAUCAAUAUGCCCCCUCUCCCGCACCAUAUUAUCUGCCAGUUGCGACACCAAAUCAAUACCAACAUAGUCAGGUAGAGGGCAAGAAACCUAAAUAUCGUGGCAAGCAACCGCCAUGGCAAACGAAGCCCACGAAACCCAGCAUGCCCACCGAUAUUGGCACACGUCUAGGCGAACCCGAUGAAAACUCUUUGUUCCAUGACUCGAAUCCUGCCAAUGCCGACUUCUCGGUAUUCAAUCAACCCAGGCCAGCAGCAGACACUCCCAGACCAAGCUCAAGCAAUCGUCAAACGCCAACAACUCGCCCUCCUUUCGGUGGAUUCCAGUCCCCACCAGAGUCACCAGUGGAGCAACCGCCUAGUUGGGAGCCCAGCCCACAAAGACGUCCAGCCACAAAUAGGCCGACGACAUCCGCACCAGCAGCGUCGAGAAGAACCACACCGAGGGUGUCAAGCUGUGUCUGGGCCAUUGUCAACUGUUGUUCGCAGGGCAACAGUGAUAUCCACUAUAAUUGCUUUGAGGAAUUUGGCUGUCACGGCGCCUUUUGGGGCGUCAAUCCCUGUGCGGACAAUGUGCGCGAUGGUGCGAUUGCCUCAUUAACGAGAUCCUUUUCAACCGGUCCUCCAUCCCUACGCCAAUAAAUAAUCGAGAUUUUCGCUUACUUCGAUUGGCUGUGUGUGCGCCGUGAAAGUAUUUUUGGGAUUUUCGCUACAUACAGGAAAUCUACCUAUUUAAUUUAUUCUCUAAGCUUAGGUCUAAAACACUUAAAACCCAAAACACAAAUAAAGAAUUUUCAAAUUUGUCUUUUUUAA
Molecule: messenger RNA, 1811 nt
Organism: Drosophila nasuta
Lineage: Eukaryota; Metazoa; Arthropoda; Insecta; Diptera; Drosophilidae
Gene: hdly
Product: hadley
Exons: 7
Coding region: 471-1640 (389 amino acids)
Source: RefSeq, a predicted model, not a curated record